AUGGCGCUCUCUCAACCUGGCUCACAUCAUCAAACCUCUAUGAGCUUUCCUCGGGCAGUUGGUCGUCACUCUGCGCUAUUCACUGCUUUAAUUGAUCAGGAACGGGGUACUAUCGCUGCAUUUUACAAUGCAAAAUUGGCGGAAGUCGAAGGCCAAUUAAAAGCAGCCCUUGAUGAGACGGAAUUUCUUCGGAUGAGGAACUCUAAAACGAGUCUGUCGCAACAAAAGCUGCAGCAACAGUUAGAGGUAACGAAGCAAACUGGUAGAGACGAGGUACGGCGUACGCGAAGCGUUGCGAGGGUAUUGAUUUCCUUCUUACGUAAAUGCGCUGCGAAGCUUGAUGCUGUUCAGGAAGAGUCGAAGAGACAGCUAGCGGCCCUUGAGGACAAACAGUUCACACGGAGGGAGCUGGAUGCGAUAUGUGCGGGCUAUAUCUCUCAGGUGCAAGCACUCGAGCGGGACAGACAGGAUGCGCUGGAGGCGAAAAGCAGUGCGAUGCGCGAGGCCAAUAAUUUCAAGGCGACAAUUGUCCAACUGGAGGAAUCAUUGGCGGAGGCCAACACCGCGAAUUCAUCACUGAGGAAAUACGCUUUUACGUUUAGGGAGCAAAAGCUUGCUUUAGAGAGGGAGCUUUCGAACGUCAGAGAAAGCAGCAAAGUAGAGCAGCAUCAUCUUUCGCAGGAAAUAGCGCAGCUCCAGCGAGACUUAACAUCUUGUUCGGAGAAAGCCAUCCACGAUGCUUCCAGUCAUGAAUCUAAAGUGAAGGAGGCCGUAGAGCGGACGAAUACUUUAUUGCGACAGCUCGAGCGCGAGAGACGCGAAUCGGGCUCAAUAUUUAUUGCCCUCCGACGUCAGGCAGAGGGGGCAUCGUUAGCCUCUCAACAAAAAGAUCAUCAACUAUCUUCUCUCCGCGCUCAGCACUUACAAACAGAAAUCGCUUUAGCCGAAGCGACGCAGAAAAUUGAGCGAUACGCUCAGGAAGUAGGGGACCUCAGGAGCGCUUUAUCGAGAACGGAAAUCGCCUGUAGAACAGUCGAGACAGAACGUGAUACUGCUCUUUCUUCAAUAGAGAGAGGUACUCCUGCUGCCGAAACUUGCUCCGUUUUACAGGAAUUAGUUGUUUCUCUUGCCUUCCUACGUAGAAGUCAGCUAUCCGACGUUCGGGCUCACGCAGAACAACAGAUGGCGGAGCUUCGCCGUCAGCUUUCCAUAGUCCAGGAGCAAGGCCAAUUGGAAAGGAAGGCUUUAGAUAAGCGCAUAUCCGAACUCGUUGCUGUGCUUUAUCACCAUGAGUUCGGCUCAUUCGAUUUAGAAUUGGACGUUUUGAAGCCUUCUCCCAAGCUUGUAUCCCUCUGGGAAGCGAUACACGAGCUGAUUCCGGUUACCCAGCGUCAAACGGCUUGUUUCCCGAAAUUCCUCACAGAGGACACUGCUGCCGUCAUACCUGCGAUUUCCACUCUUGUUGACCAGCUUCGAUCCCAUUCCAAGGAUGUACACAAUCUGCAACUGGCUCUAGCUGAGAGGGACCAGCGAAUAGAUUUACUUCGAGAUGAACUUGAGGUGAAGCGAAUGAUAGAAUUUUCACCAACUGUGGUUUCCACAAUUGUGCCUGGCAACAUAACAGAAGCGGAGAGACCAUUUCUAGAAACUACUGGUUUGAAUCUUUCCGUAGUCGAUCCGGAACACCUUCCAUUCUCCGAGAAUAUUUCCUCAAAGUCCGUCGAUGUGUUAGAAAUAUCCAAAAAAAUUUCAGACGGAGACACGACUACUACAACAUCACCGAAACGCAAAAGACGACCUCCCGAAAAGGACUCUAAAUCGGCAAGAAAGGUACCUUGGACAGAAUCACCCCCCAGUCCGCCAAAUUCUGAUGCGAAGACGACAUUAGUAAUAAAACGUUCACGAGAGUCCCAAAACGACUCGACGGGCGAGCGUAACCCCCACAAGCGAUCCAGAAAAGAUAAAGAAACUGUUGCUCUUACUUCGACUUCUACUCCAGCUGGUUCCAGCACUGGCUCUCCUACCGUGGCUCCAGGUCGGAAAUUUGCUUAUGUGGAAAUUAUCAGUUCGAGAAAACCAUCCUCCUCACGAAGCAGAAUCCGCACCAGCGGCGUCGGCCCUACUUCUUCUGCGACUGACUCUUCCACAGAGAACGUAACGGCUAUGAACACCGUGUCAAAAAAUCGUAGAGUGACUACGAUGAGACCGGCUGGUAUUAUACGCAAAGUCUCGCCUGAGGUGCUCUGA
Lentinula edodes (shiitake mushroom) is the source of this 2247-nucleotide messenger RNA. RefSeq lists its product as uncharacterized. Bases 1 to 2247 code for a protein of 748 amino acids. The record is from RefSeq and is a predicted model, not a curated record. NCBI's taxonomy places the organism in Eukaryota, Fungi, Basidiomycota, Agaricomycetes, Agaricales, Omphalotaceae. The transcript is spliced from 3 exons.